AUGAAACUAGGGAAAGGUAAAGUCAUUGGAAAGCGUUGGCGAAUUCUGAAGCGGAUUGGAGAAGGAGGAUUUGGAGCCGUGUAUAAAGUUGAAAACAUCGAUACAAAUGAACUAGCAGCACUGAAAGCAGAAUGGAACCGAGGUCCACGAAGUGUUCUACGACUAGAGGCCAUGAUUCUGCGACGUCUCGAAGGAAAAACCCAUUUCGCUCAGCUUCUUCAAACAGGCAAAAAGACUUCCUAUUCAUACAUUGUGAUGACGUUGUUAGGAGAGAGUUUGGACACGGUUUUGAAGAAAAUUGGCAGAAUCUGCACGAUAUCGACUCAGAUAAGAGUAGGAAUAAAUGCCCUCUAUGAGAUAAAGCAACUACAUGAUGUUGGAUUCAUUACACCGAGAUCUCAAGCCGGGGAAAUAUGGCCCUUGGCUCUUGCGGAACUCCGCACCAGCGCUUCAUUCAUCUCUUCGAUUUCGGAUUGGCUCGUGAGUACAUCAUGGUCGACCUUGAUGGACGGACAAAAAUGCGAAGACCACGAAAGAGGGCUCAUUUCAGAGGAACCAUACGAUAUUGCUCUGUCAACGCCCAAGAAAGAGGAGAGCAAGGUCGGCCCGACGACUUGUGGUGUCUGCUCUACAUCUUAG
This is a messenger RNA of Cooperia oncophora, 639 nucleotides long. The record is from the annotation of a GenBank genome assembly. NCBI's taxonomy places the organism in Eukaryota, Metazoa, Nematoda, Chromadorea, Rhabditida, Trichostrongylidae.